AUGAACACAGCCCUGACCACUCAUGCUGCCAGCUUCAUGGGUGUUGUUGGAAUUCCAACAAGUAAUGAAAAAGCGGGACAGCAAUAUCAUGCGGUAGCAGUAACUUCCUUAUCAUCGGACAAUGUCAUUGGUUCAUUUCGUUCUGAUGAUGAUAGCAUGCCGAUGAUGAAAACAGCAAUUAGAAGAAAUGAAAUGAAGAAGGAAACUUUUUCAAAAAAGAAGGAGGAAAAACCUGCUAUAGUAGUAGCAGAUACUACCAACAAUACUGUUACUCACAAAAUCACCAACAAGAAAAUAUUUUUCAACAAUUAUCGUGAUGGCACAACCCCAAUGAAAAUUGUACAAUGGAUGUUUCUUGUGGUCAUGACCAUCCUUGUGUUGUUGAGUGCUUGCUCAGUGUUGAUGCGUUUGGAAAAUCAUCAUGAUGAACCCACCUCGUCCUCGUCCUCGCUAUCGGAUAUUCAUUCUGACACAUUUAUAUUUGUUAACGGUGCUCGUCUUUUUGUUAGCCACAGAACAAGUCUUUUCAAUAUCAAAGAUAUGAUGAAUGAAGGCACCGGUGGUAGCAGUACUGAAAUUCCAGAGAUGUGUGUCGAUUAUGUAAAGAAUCAUUCAAACUCUACUCACACCACAGAAGAAGGAGAACAUUUGGAAUUGUGGCAAUACAUUGUCUAUUCCAUUUUAAGUAUGAUAUUUAUUUGCGGUGCUGGUCUCAUGUCUGGCUUCAAUUUAGGUCUACUCUCCAUUGACACCAUGCAAUUGGAUAUUCUCAAAAAAACAGGUACAGAACGAGAAAAGAAAUAUGCAGCACGUUUGGCACCAAUUUUAAAGAAUCACCACUUGUUAUUGGUUACAUUACUAUUGUGGAAUGCCGUAUGUGUCGAGUGUUUGCCCUUGUUUUUAGACAAGAUUGUACCCGAGUAUGUUGCAAUUAUUUUGGGUAUUACGGCCGUCUUGUUCUUUGGUGAAAUUAUUCCUCAAGCUGUGAUUACAAGAUAUGGUAUUGCCAUUGGAGGUACCUUUUAUUGGUUUGUGUGGAUUUUGAUUGCUGGUGCGUUUGUUGUUGCAUGGCCUGUAGGUAAAUUACUGGAUUGGAUUCUUGGAGCAGAUCAUGGAACCUUUUUCAAGAGAACAGAAUUGAAGGAGCUUGUCAAUAUUCACCUCAAAACUCACGACCCUAAAUAUCACCUCACUGAACACGAAGCAAAAAUUUUGGGAGGUGCCUUGGAUUUUGCUCGAACAUCCGUAAGCCAAAUCAUGACAAGAGUUGAAAAUGCCUACAUGUUGGACGUGGACGGUAAACUCGAUGUGGACAGCAUGACCAGCAUUUGGCAAGCAGGUCACUCACGUAUUCCAGUCUAUAAGGGAAAUAAGAAUAAUAUUAUUGGUAUGCUCUAUGUGAAGGACCUUGUGUUGAUUAAUCCAGAAGAGUCUUUACCGCUCUCUACUGUUCUCACAUUCUACGGAAGAGAAGUGCUCAAGGUUUUUCCAGACACAUAUUGCGAUGAAAUGUUGAAAAUUUUCAAAUCUGGUAAAACACACAUGGCCAUUGUUCACGAGCCAAGGGAACCUGAAAGCGGAGGAGAUCCCUACUAUGCCAUUGUUGGUAUUGUGACACUUGAAGACAUUAUUGAGGAAAUUAUUAAGGAUGAAAUUGUCGAUGAAACAGAUAUUUAUGUGGACAAUACCUCACUCUCUAAAAUUAAUCGCCCUCAAAAUAGUAUUCUUCUCAAACUUGAGAGAAUUCACAGACUCACUCCAAAACAAGUGCUUGCUGUCAGCUCGUACUUGAUAAAAAGCUCACCCAUCUUUAGAACACUACCAGAAGAUUGUCUUCAUAAAUUAUUGGGUAAAUGUGCUGUGAUAGACUUUAAAAAGACACCAGAUCGUGAAAUUUUCAUCACAGAAAAGGGAAAGGAAUGUGAUUACUUUACAUUGGUUUUGAGUGGUAAAAUUGAAAUUUUAUUUGGAGAGGAUAAGUUUGUCUCAGAGAUGGGUCCUUGGAGUUUAUUGGGAGAGCGUGCAUUAACCAAAGAGAAAUUCAUUCCUGAUUUUGAUGCUCGUAUUGCAAAGGAUACUUCCAUUGUCAAAAUUUCCAAGAAAGACUUUAUUGAAAUUAUUGCCCAAGCCAUCACUCAAGAUUCAACAUUACCUCAUGAAUUGGAAUGGAUGAGUCCAUAUCUUACAAAUUUGAAACAAUUACCGCCAGCAUCUCCUCACAAUUUCAGAAUUACCAAACCACCUGUCACUAUGGGUUCCACUACUGCAGCCACAUCAACAAUGACGAUCACGAAUGAAAGUGGAAAUACAAUUCCAGUCAGCAAUACAGUAUCACAGACUGGACACUCUGUUGUUCAAAAAUCCUUGACAAGUACCAGCAGCAGUAAUCAUGAAGUGGAUCAAUUGUUGUUGAGCUCUGCUUCAUCGAGAGAUGAUUUGGCAUCGACACCCUCUGCAGUAGUUGUGGAUAUUGAUGAGCAUGACAAGGGAUUCUUCUCGAAAGAUUCGUAUAAAGCUCUUCAACAAGACGAGGAUGACAUGGUAUAA
This is a messenger RNA of Naegleria lovaniensis, 2547 nucleotides long. RefSeq lists its product as uncharacterized. NCBI's taxonomy places the organism in Eukaryota, Heterolobosea, Eutetramitea, Acrasida, Naegleriidae. The transcript has a single exon. The record is from RefSeq and is a predicted model, not a curated record. Gene Ontology annotation, biological process: magnesium ion homeostasis. Gene Ontology annotation, cellular component: intracellular membrane-bounded organelle. Bases 1 to 2547 code for a protein of 848 amino acids.